AUGGAGCUUGAAAAGAGGUACUCCGGCUCCAGCGCCAUGGAGCUCUUCUACGAAGCCGUCAACGAUGACCUGGCCCGAUACACCCUCCUCGCCCUGGGAUGUGCUGCCGCCGCAUACUAUAUCUGGCAGCUCACCGUCCGAUUCUCCGAUCACCUACGAAAACUAUCCACUUUCGGCGAUGACAACCAACGAUAUUUCGUCCCAGCUCAUGAAAAGUUUUCCUGGAUCAAGAACCAUUUGAUCUAUGCUCCGCUAUUCCGGAACCGCCACAAUCGCGAACUUCAGCUCUCGCAGGCCAUCAACAUGGGUACCCUUCCCAGCCGCUUUCACGGGCUUCUGGUUGCCGGUGUAGUUGGCAUGAAUGUGAUUCUUUGCCUGGUCACUAUUCCCUACGCAUCCGAGGAAAGUACUGCCGCCGGUAUCGUUCGAAAUCGUACUGGCACUAUGGCUACUGUGAACCUCAUUCCUCUCGUCUUGAUGGCGGGGAGGAACAACCCAUUGAUUGCUAUGCUUCAUGUGCCAUUUGAUACGUGGAACCUUCUUCAUCGAUGGUUGGGGCGUAUUGUGGUCUUGGAAGCUCUAGCACAUACGUUUGCGUGGGCGAUUCCCAAAGCUCAGGAUGCAAGCUGGAAAGCCGUUGGUGAGUAUAUCACUGGAAGUAGCUUCCUCCUCUGUGGACUUGUUGGUACUUGUGCUCUCGUCGCACUUUUAUUACACUCUCCCUCACCAAUUCGCCAUGCUUUCUACGAGACAUUCGUCCACCUGCACUUCGCUCUCGCAGCGGUCUUCAUGGGCUUCCUCUGGGUACACCUGAAUGGAAUGGCCUCGCAGAACUAUCUACUUGCAGCUAUAAUAUUAUGGGCUUUAGAGCGUGCAACUCGCCUUUUCAUCAUCAUAUACCGCAAUCUCGGAUACUCUUCCACCACCGCUACAAUCGAAGCAAUGCCCGGCGACGCAAUGCGUAUUACACUCCGUCUCGCCCGCCCAUGGAAGUUCCAUCCAGGUCAGCACAUCUACCUCUACAUCCCAGCCGUCGGAUGGUGGACCUCCCACCCAUUCUCCGUAGGCUGGAGCGAAACCGAAGACACAAUGUCCGACGAGAAAUCUCUUCCCUUGCCAAUUACUCAGCAAGAUCUCCUCGGCGCUCCUCAACAGACAACCCUCUCGCUACUCGUCCGCCGCCGCACAGGCAUGACCGAUAAACUUUUCCAGCGCGCCGCAAACGCCAUGGGCUCUCGCAUUACUCUACGUGCCUUCGCUGAGGGACCCUACGGUAACAUCCACUCCAUGGAUUCCUACGGUACAGUCAUGCUUUUCGCUGGCGGCGUCGGUAUUACCCACCACGUCCCAUUCGUGCGCCAUCUCGUCGCUGGCUUCGCAGAUGGCACGGUCGCUACCCGCCGCGUGACCCUUGUGUGGAUUAUUCAAUCUCCCGAACAUCUGGAAUGGAUCCGGCCCUGGAUGACGAGUAUUCUGGCUAUGGAUCGCCGCCGAGAGGUUCUUCGUGUUAUGCUGUUUGUAACACGGCCGAGAAAUACCAAGGAAAUCCAGAGUCCAUCUGCGACUGUGCAGAUGUUCCCUGGCCGACCGAAUAUCGAUACUCUUGUUGGCAUGGAAGUUGAGAACCAGAUUGGGGCUAUGGGUGUUCUUGUUUGUGGUAACGGGAGCUUAAGCGAUGAUGUUCGUCGUGUUUGUCGGAAGAGGCAGUCGAAGUCCAAUUUGGAUUAUGUGGAAGAGAGCUUCACUUGGUAG
Molecule: messenger RNA, 1752 nt
Organism: Penicillium odoratum
Lineage: Eukaryota; Fungi; Ascomycota; Eurotiomycetes; Eurotiales; Aspergillaceae
Product: ferric reductase family protein
Exons: 4
Coding region: 1-1752 (583 amino acids)
Biological process (GO): copper ion import; iron ion transport; intracellular iron ion homeostasis
Cellular component (GO): plasma membrane
Molecular function (GO): ferric-chelate reductase activity
Source: RefSeq, a predicted model, not a curated record